GGCACCUCAGCAGCGUCAUCUUUCGUUACAUCUUUUUGUUUUCCUUUUUCUUCACAGCGAGCAUUGACACUCACAUCUCAUACAACAUGGCGUCGGACGAGGAACGUGGAACUCGGCCUAGCCGAAAGCGCUACGAUGACGAGGAUCACGAACCCAGAGACACCGACCGUCGAUCAAAACAGUCAGACCGCGAUUCUGGACGCCGAGAGCGUCGUCGAUCCCGUGACAGACGCGACAGGAGGCGAUCUCGGACACCAGAAUCCUCCUCGCGGCGGAGGUCAAGAAGCCGAGACCGGGAUCGCGACAGGAAUAGAGAACACAGACGUCGACGGUCACGCGACGACAAAAGUUCACGACGAAGACCACGCGGCGACGACGACGAAGGAAAUGACAAACGGGUCGCGAAACGCAGCCCCGUGAGACAGGCUGCCCCUUUACCUUCCCAGGCGGACUCCUUUGCUGUUACCACCGGCGAAGCGCCUGAGAAGCCCAAGGAGAAGCCCAACUUCGGAAGCACGGGGGUCUUGGCCGCAGCAUCCAACUCGGUCGCACAAGCAGAUGGUACGACAGUUACACUCAAGUACCACGAGCCCGCCGAGGCACGUAAGCCCUCACCGCGCGACGUCUGGAAGCUGUUCAUCUUCAAGGGCCAAGAUAUUGUCGACACGAUAGAGCUGAGCGCACGGAGCUGCUGGCUCGUUGGACGGGAGAUGUCGGUCGUCGAUCUGCCCGCGGAGCACCCGAGCAUCAGCAAGCAGCAUGCUGUGAUUCAGUUCCGCUAUGUUGAGAAGAGGAAUGAGUUCGGCGACAAGAUUGGCAAGGUCAAGCCGUAUCUUAUCGAUCUUGAGAGUGCUAAUGGAACCAAGUUGAAUGAUGGCAAGAUUCCUGACAGCAGAUAUCUGGAGUUGAGGGACAAAGAUAUGAUUCAGUUCGGGCACAGUACUCGAGAGUACGUUGUCAUGCUUGCACCGAGGGACUGAGCAUCGACUCGAAGUAACCAGAACGAACGACGGCCUUGCAACGUUAGCCCGGCAACCAGUUCUACCCAAGUAGAGGCCUCAUUCCUUAUCAGACGACUUGAAAACGAAGCUCUAGGAGAAGCCUUUUGGAAUCAUAUUGGCUUUUCCGUAUCAGGCAUCGAGAGUGGCUGGAUUCUGUGACUCGGCCAAGCUUUGCCCAAGGACUCAUAGGGAAUCCGGGCGAGUCAUCAGGACCAAAUCACAAGGUUGUACCCAUCGAGCUGGGCUAUCGUUAACGGAUAAGCCUCGUUGAAGUCCAAUCAAUGUCCAAAGAUUGAGAGAUGAGUUCCGCCUUGAGCUUCCACAUGGCUCUUCGGGCAACAUUUACGCCGAGGAAAAUGACAUUCGACUCUUCCAACGAGCAGUCACAUGUGUGGUCUCACGCCAUGAUGUGUCAGUAUUAGAAUAAGGGAGAAAAUAAUGGAGAGGUUUGUUAUCUGUACAUUUAUGCCACAUAGGCAAGGACACUUAGUAUUUGGACUUUUAAUUGCAUAGCGGCAAUACAGAAUAUUUGAAGUUU
Molecule: messenger RNA, 1539 nt
Organism: Fusarium graminearum PH-1
Lineage: Eukaryota; Fungi; Ascomycota; Sordariomycetes; Hypocreales; Nectriaceae
Exons: 1
Coding region: 87-980 (297 amino acids)
Biological process (GO): maintenance of RNA location; mRNA splicing, via spliceosome
Cellular component (GO): nucleus
Molecular function (GO): protein binding; mRNA binding
Source: RefSeq, a predicted model, not a curated record